CCUAUCUAACAUGGGAAAUCUUUGCUUUCAAUUCUCCUUGAUCAUGUUCUUCAUGCUUUGUCUUGUGGUUUGCCCGUCUUUAUGUCAAUCCAAUUUUACCCUAGAUGGCUUGGCACUUCUUGCUUUUAAAUCUUCUGUAAGGGACCCUUACAAUCACUUGAAAAAUUGGUCCAACUCCUCAUCUUUUUGCAGCUGGUUUGGUGUCACAUGCGAUUCUAAAAGUGAGAGAGUGACAAUCUUGAGCCUUUCUGAGAUGGGUCUCGAGGGAACCUUACCUUCACAAAUUGGAAAUCUGUCCUUCUUAAUAAACCUUGAACUACAAAGCAACAACUUUCAUGGCAAAUUGCCGAAAGAGUUGCUUCAUUUGCACAAAUUAGAAAAACUAAACUUGAGUUAUAAUAAUUUUAGUGGAGAAAUUCUAACUUGGAUAGGAAGCUUGUUUAUGCUUAAACAUUUGAGUCUUGCCAAUAAUACUUUUGGAGGUAUCAUCCCUCCAAGUAUAUUCAAUAUGUCUAAGUUGGAGACCUUGGAUUUGAUGUCUAAUUCUAUCAACGGACCUAUUCCAUUUGAUAUUGGAAGACUUCAACACCUGAAAUUUUUGCGCAUUUCUAGAAACAUUCUUUCAGGAAAUAUACCUCCAACUAUCUCUAACUUAUCAUCACUUGAACACAUCUCUUUGUCUCUCAACUUCUUAGAAGGACAUAUUCCCAAAGAAAUGAAUAAGCUUACAAAGCUGAAAAACAUGUUCAUGGGUAUGAACAAGUUGUCUGGUCAAGUACCAAGCAUUGGAAAUUUGAUCAUGCUUGAAAAUUUAUAUCUUGCAAGCAAUAACCUCCAAGGGGAUAUUCCCAAUGAAAUAAGCAAUCUUACAAAUUUGAACAGCAUAGACUUAAGUGGUAAUCAAUUGUCUGGUCACAUACCAAGAGGCAUUGGCAAGUUCACUUGGCUUCAAGAGUUAUUUCUGGACAACAAUAACUUCGAAGGAAAUAUUUCCAAUGAAAUUAUAAGUCUCGCAAAUCUGGAGAUCAUGAGCCUAAGUGUUAAUCAGCUAUCUGGCCCCAUACCAAGAGGCAUUGAAAGUUUGACUAUGCUUCAACAAUUGUAUCUUGAUAGCAAUAAUUUAGAAGGAUCAAUAUCUAUGGAAAUAGGUAAUCUUCAACAACUUGAGAUAUUACAAUUGUCUCAAAACAAGUUAACAGGGUCUAUUCCAUCAAAAAUUUUCAACAUGUCAACUUUGGAAGUUCUAUCUCUCUCAAACAAUUCUCUAACAGGAAGUUUUCCAUCAAAUUUUGGACUUGGCCUUUCCAAUCUACAAAUGCUUUAUUUAUGGGGCAACAAACUUUCUGGAAAAAUCCCAAAUACUAUAUGCAAUGCUUCUAAGCUAACCAUUUUGCAGUUGCAAAACAAUAAUUUUGAAGGGGUUUUACCAAACACACUUGGACAUUUAAGAUACUUAGAAACCCUUUGGAUAUAUGAUAACAAUUUCGCCACUAUAGAUGCUUCUGAUUCUGAAACUAGCUUUUUCAACUCAUUGUCAAAUUGUAGACAUUUGAAAAGUUUGAUUCUCCCAAGGAAUCCAUUGCAUAUGAAACUUCCCAAGUCAAUUGGAAACUUGUCUGAUUCUCUACAGGUGCUAAAUAUUGACUCUUGUGGGGUUGAUGGUAACAUACCAUUAGAAAUUGGGAAUCUAUCUAACUUGUUUGAGUUGUCUUUGGCUGAAAAUUUUUUAAAUGGAUCAAUGCCAACAGAAAUUAGCAACUUACAAGCUCUUCAGAAUUUGAAUCUUGAAGGCAAUGAGUUAGAUGGCUUGAUUGUUGAUGAGCUUUGUGAAAUUAGAAGACUUUCCUAUCUUGAUUUAUCUCGAAACAAAUUAUCUGGAGCAAUGCCACCUUGCUUAGGAAAUCUUAUGUCCUUGCAAAAUCUUUACUUGGACUCCAAUAAGUUGAUUUCUAAGAUACCUUCUUCCUUUUGGAAUUUAACUAGUAUAUUGGAAGUAAAUCUAUCUUCCAAUAUUUUAGUUGGAAAUCUAUCAUUCAAGAUUUGUAACAUAAAAGAACUUAUAUCAUUAGAUUUAUCAAGAAAUCAUAUAUCAGGCAUCAUUCCAUCAGUGAUAGGUGGCUUGCAAAAUUUGCAAAUUCUCUCAUUGGCCAAUAACAAGUUGCAAGGGAAGAUUCCUGAAUCACUUGGGAAUUUGUUAAGCUUAGUAAAGUUAGACCUUUCCCAAAAUCGGUGAGAUUCCUAAAUCUUUAGAAUCACUUAUAUCCCUUAAGUAUGUCAAUCUCUCUUAUAAUGACCUACAAGGUGAGAUUCCAAGUGGCAGAGUCUUCAAAAAUUUAACGAUUGAAUCUUUCAUGAUGAAUAAAGCACUUUGUGGUGAGCCACAAAUGCAAGUGCCUCCAUGUAGAAACGGAGCAAGAAAAAGGUCGAUGGCAAAUAUGAUUUUGUUGAAAUGUGUAUUGCCCGUGGUUUUGUCAAUAACUUUGAUUCUUAUAGGCAUUAUCCUCCUUCAACAAAAACGAAUAAAUUCUAGACAAACAAUUAUAAAAGUUUUAUCUUCCUUAGGAAUGCCAAGAAGGAUUUCUUAUUUUGAAAUUUUGGAUGCAACUCAAAGAUUUGAUGAGACUAACUUACUUGGAAGGGGGAGUUUUGGUUCUGUGUUCAAAGGAAAGCUUUCAAGUGGAAUGAUAGUUGCAGUUAAAAUAU
This is a messenger RNA of Prosopis cineraria, 2703 nucleotides long. RefSeq names its product receptor kinase-like protein Xa21. Gene Ontology annotation, cellular component: plasma membrane. The record is from RefSeq and is a predicted model, not a curated record. Gene Ontology annotation, biological process: protein phosphorylation; hormone-mediated signaling pathway. The transcript has 5 exons. Gene Ontology annotation, molecular function: ATP binding; protein kinase activity; protein binding. NCBI's taxonomy places the organism in Eukaryota, Viridiplantae, Streptophyta, Magnoliopsida, Fabales, Fabaceae. The coding region runs from base 11 to 2233 and encodes 740 amino acids.